Messenger RNA from Crotalus tigris (Tiger rattlesnake), 2056 nucleotides. RefSeq names its product GTPase IMAP family member 7-like. Gene Ontology annotation, molecular function: GTP binding. The transcript is spliced from 3 exons. The record is from RefSeq and is a predicted model, not a curated record. Bases 525 to 1196 code for a protein of 223 amino acids. NCBI's taxonomy places the organism in Eukaryota, Metazoa, Chordata, Lepidosauria, Squamata, Viperidae.
UAUUUCACAAACAGCAUAUUGUCUGGAUUCACGUGUUUUUUUUAAAAAAUCCGUAAUGAUUAGCUUCUAUAUUUUCCUAAUCAAUGUGUUCGUUAAUAAUUUCCUUCUUCAAUCUUCUCUUCUCAUUUUUUCUAGCCACUGAUAAAAUUUCUCCCGUCUUCUGAAGGACACUGCGUCUUCUUUCUCUUUCCUCUGCCAUGUCGACCUGUUCAUUUCUGCACUGUCUUAAGAUUUACUUGAUUAAUUCUUCCGCCGUGGGUAGAUUUUCAUCUUUUUCCCCCGCAAUAUCGAACGAAUGCUACUGUUGCUGCGGACAAUAUGUGUAAAAUGAAGUCUGUGCGUCCUUUCUCACCGUUUCCUACUACUAUGCUGAACAAAAAAACAAUUCUGGCUUAAAAUCUAUGUGCUUUUGAAUUGUUUUCUCUAACCUUACCUCUGUUUUGGACCAGAAUCUUUUCAGCUUUAGGGCACGUCCACCUGAUAGGAGAAAACCGUGACAUUUCUCCUGCAGGAAUCUUCUGGAAAUGGCUGGAAGCAUCAAAGGGCCCGAACGGAGGAUUGUCCUGGUGGGCAAAACCGGCAACGGGAAAAGCGCAACGGGAAACACCAUCCUAGGAGCCGACAUCUUUGACUUUGGGAUGUCCUCUAAGUCGAUAACGCAGACGUGCCAGAAAGAGGAGACGUGGUCGAAAGGCCGGAAGAUUGUGGUGGUCGAUACGCCAGGCUUUUUCGACACCGAGGUCCCCAAGCAGGUAACGGCUGCCGAAGUGAAGAAGUGCGUGAGCAUGUGCGUCCCGGGCCCGCACAUCAUUCUGCAGGUGAUGCGUCCAGGCCGUUUCUCCCAGGAGGAGAAAGACGUGGCUGGGCUGAUCAAGGAGAUCUUCAGCUUGAACGCCAAGAAUUACAUGAUCACCUUGUUCACCCGGAAAGAUGACCUAGAAGGGCAAACCCUGGAGGAAUUUCUCUCCAAGGGAGACGCCUCACUUCGGGAACAGCUGGCCCAGUGCGGGAACCGCUACCUGGCUUUCAACAACAAGGCCAAAGGUGAAGAGCGGGAGGAACAGCUGGCCGAAUUGAUGACCAUGAUUGAUGAGCUGGUGGAGAAGAACAAAGGGGCAAAUUAUUACACGGAGGCCAUGAUGAAGAAAGACGAAGAGAAAUAUAAGGUGAAACACGUCUGGUGUUCUAUUCUCUAACGGACACCGGAAGACCCGCCGAAGGCAGACAUAAACGACAUCAAAGAGAUAUAUGGCUUCUCUUGGUGUUCUCUUCUCUAAUGUAGAGGUCCCCAACCCCCAGUCCGCAGCAUGCCAGCAACCUUUCCACAAAAAACAAGCAAAGCUCCAUCCGCAGGUUGCAGGCAGCACACAAAACCACAUCCUCUCUGGUCCGCGGAAAAAUCUGUCUCCGCAUAACCGGUCCCUGGUGCCCAAAAGAUCGGGGACCUCUGCUCUAAUGGACAAUGGAAAGUCUCUCUACUUGAUCCUCUGCUCCAAGGGGGCCACUCUGCCCUGUGUUUCCCCCCUUCUGCUCAGAGUUCUAACCCAGCCCAAGACGCCGAGUCAGAGAUUCGUGGCGGAGUCACCCUGAGCCGAUUCCUUCUGCCGAGAACCCAGUUUCUCCCUUCAGAUGACAGGGCCUGGGAAGUUCCUGCCCUCAAUCGGCCCCACAGCCUAUAUCUCUGCCAUCCUGAACCCAUGUCCCUCUGGAACUACACUCCCUUUGGGACUUCCCACUCAUCAGUCCUUCAAGGUAGACGAGACCAGGAAACCGCCAUCACAAGAAAUGUUAAAGCUUGGCUCGAUUCGAUAUAGAGAAUACCAACAGAAUCCUGAAACUGCCUCCCCUUCGCUCCCGCUGGCACCAAAGAGCAUCAAGGCAGGGCAGCCUUGAGCUUCUUUCUCACCCGUUCCUGUUUUCCCGGGGUGAAUUCACAUUUUCCUUAUACGGCUGUCACAUAUUUCCCGCAAAGCUGUCCCUGUACUCUUCUAUGUCGCCUUCCUGUCUGUUCUUCUUAUGAAAACCUUUUUAUUAAAUCUCCUCCUCGCUUUGGAAA